This is a messenger RNA of Fonsecaea erecta, 1899 nucleotides long. RefSeq lists its product as hypothetical. The transcript is spliced from 3 exons. Gene Ontology annotation, biological process: transmembrane transport. The coding region runs from base 1 to 1899 and encodes 632 amino acids. Gene Ontology annotation, molecular function: transmembrane transporter activity. NCBI's taxonomy places the organism in Eukaryota, Fungi, Ascomycota, Eurotiomycetes, Chaetothyriales, Herpotrichiellaceae. The record is from RefSeq and is a predicted model, not a curated record.
AUGGCUGAGAAGACGCGUGACUAUGAAGACUCCUCGACGCCUCGGACGCUGUCGUUGUUCCGGCUGGUAGCCGAUCAAGCUCGAGUCACGGAGGAAGUAUUGAACUAUCCAUAUCCCGGAUCAGGCACCGCAGAGGAUCCCUAUCUCGUCACUUACAUACCCAAUGACCCGGGCAAUCCGUUCAACUGGGCGGCAGGAAGGCGUUGGACCAUCAGUCUGAUCGUGGCGACGGAAGUACUCGCUACGGCAUUUGCGUCGAGUGCGUUCAGCGGAACCCUGCGCGAGCUCAUCAUCGACCUCGGCGCCAGCACAGAGCUGAUAACCGCCGGCAUAUCCCUCUUCGUUCUCGGCUUCGCGGUCGGGCCACUCUUGUGGGCACCGCUGUCGGAACUCUAUGGCAGACAGAUCAUCUACAUCAUCAGCUUUGGCGGGUUUACAGCCUUUUGUGCUGGCUGUGUCGGCGCCAAUGACAUCGGAACGCUGCUCGUCUUACGCUUCUUCGCCGGAUCCUUUGGCUCAUCUCCCUUCACCAACGCUGGGGGUGUCAUCGCCGACGUUUUUCCAGCGUCACAUCGAGGGUUGGCCAUGGGUAUCUUUGCCCUGGCGCCUUCGAUGGGGCCGACGCUGGGCCCAUUCUGCUCGGGGUUCCUGGCUGAGAACCAAGGCUGGCGAUGGGUCAUGGGCCUCUUGACCAUCUUCAGCGGCGUCAUGUGGAUUCUCGGGGCGAUCUUCGUGCCCGAGACCUACGCACCGGUCAUCCUGCGCAAGAGAGUCGCGAAGCUGUCGAAAGUGACCGGCAAGGUGUACAUGUUGGAAUCAGACAAAGGGAAGGGUGCUCCGUCGCUGAGGUCUCUUCUGCCCACCGCGCUGAUUCGGCCGUGGAUUCUGUUGUUCAUGGAACCGAUUGUUCUGUUGCUGUCGCUCUACAUUGCCAUUGUCUACGGUACUCUGUAUCUCCUGUUCGGGGCGUAUCCAAUCGUGUUCCAACAAGUCCGCGGAUGGUCGGAAGGCGUCGGAGGGCUUCCAUUCCUCGGCGUCGCCGUUGGCAUGGUCUCCGGGAUCGUCUUCGCUAGCUGGACGAAUAAAUGGUACACCGACGAAGCUGAGGAACACGGCGGCGUCGCUCCGGCUGAGGCUCGACUGCCACCCGCAAUGUACGGAGCGGUGGCGAUCCCCAUUGGACUGUUCUGGUUUGCCUGGACCAACUACGCGUCCAUCCACUGGAUCUCGCCCGUCCUGGCCGGCAUCCCCUUUGGCUUUGGUUUCACCGUCAUCUUCCUGGCCGUCACCAACUAUCUGAUUGACGCAUACACCAUCUUCGCGGCGUCCGUGCUGGCGGCCAACACGGUGCUCCGAUCCCUCUUUGGCGCCGCUUUUCCUCUCUUUACGCCAGACAUGUUCGACGCCUUGGGCAUUCACUGGGCAAGCUCGAUCCCGGCGUUUCUCGCGUUGGCAUGCGUGCCAUUCCCGUUCAUCUUCCGGAAGUACGGAGCCCAGAUCCGCCGCCGCUGCGUGUACGCCGCGCAGGCCGAGGCCAUCAUGGCCGAACUGCGUGCCAAGGCCGCCGCGCGCGCCCAAGAGGCACCUCUUAAGUCCGAAGAGGAAUCCACGCGGAGAUGGUCGUCGAGCAGAACCGACUCAGAGGAAGAGGAGUUUGAGCAAGAUCUCGGGACUUCCGAAGCCAAGUUCGAACCGAUCAAAACUAGGAGGUCUUUUGCGUCGGAAGUGAGCGCCGCUGCAGCAUCGUUGACCCGGACCAAGUCCAAGGCCGGCAGCAUCAGCGAGGCGGCAAACUAUAACGCCAGCCCGUACGACAUCGACCGGGUGAACACGUCGACGUCGCUGGCGGGAUUGGAUCUGACGCGGACACGCACCGCUCGCUCCGGCGGCAACCACUAA